AUGAAGAAAUGGAAGAGAUGGGUAAGCAGAAUCAAACAUUGUGGAGGACUACCAUUGGCUGUUAAGGUGUUAGGUGGGUUAUUGGCUGCGCAAUACACACUGCGGGAGUGGAAAAGGAUUUAUGAGAACAUUAGAUCUCACAUCGUUGGAGGGACUAGCUUCAAUGACAGAAACAUCAUCUCAGUUUAUCAUGUUCUAUAUCUGAGUUUUGAAGAGCUCCCUGUUUAUUUGAAGCACUGCUUCCUCUAUCUAGCCCAUUUUCCAGAAGAUUAUUCAAUCGAUGUUGGGGAAUUGUCCUAUUAUUGGGCCGCAGAAGGAAUAUCAAGGCCGAGGUAUUACGAUGGAGCAACCAUUCGAGAGGUUGCAGAUGCAUACAUGGAAGAAUUGGUGAGAAGGAACAUGGUUAUUGCUGAGCGAAACUUUCGUACUUCAAUAUUUGAAACAUGUCACUUGCAUGACAUGAUGAGAGAGGUUUGUGUGCUUAAAGCUGAAGAAGAAAACUUCGUACAAAUUGUUGAUGCAAGUACGAUCACCUCAACUGCAAACUCUCAAUCUAUAUCACGCAGACUCGUACUACAUUCGCCUGAUGUUUCAAUUAAUUUAAAGAGGUAUAUCAAGAACCCGAAACUUAGAUCUUUCUUUCUUAUCGAGCAGUUUAAAAGGUGUCACUGGCUGGCUUCAGGUUUAGGCUUUGGAAGGUUAAUGAGGAUUUUAGAUCUCUCUUAUGUUGAGUUUAUGGGAAGUAAGUUAUCCUCUAACAUUGGAGAGCUCAUCCACUUGAGAUACUUGAGUUUAUAUCAAGCACAUGUAACUCAUCUACCUAGUUCUAUGAAGAAUUUGAAGUCACUGCUCUAUCUGAAUUUAGAUGUAAGUGAGAUAAUGAGACCUCCAACAAGUGUGAUGAUGACAUCUCCACCAAUCCACAUGUCUGAUUUCUUGAAGGAGUUGCGAGAGUUGAGAUACCUCACUUUACCGUGCAAGAUACAAGAUGGCACAAAGUUGGAAUUAGGUAAUCUAAUCAACUUGGAGAGACUUGGGAAUUUCUCAACACAGCAUAGCAGUGUCACAGAUCUUCAGAAUAUGACAAGGCUAAGGGGUCUCUCCAUCAUAUUCAAUAGCCAGGAGUGUACUUUGGAAACUCUAGCUUCGUCUUUAAGUCAACUGAGGCACCUGGAAAAUUUUAAUUUUAGAUAA
Microthlaspi erraticum is the source of this 1194-nucleotide messenger RNA. The record is from the annotation of a GenBank genome assembly. NCBI's taxonomy places the organism in Eukaryota, Viridiplantae, Streptophyta, Magnoliopsida, Brassicales, Brassicaceae.